UCCCCUUCCGACUCUUAAGCCCCUCGACCGCCCAAUUGCCCGCCGGAGCUCCUCACCACCCUCUUUCCGCUCCCAAUUGCCGCCGACUCUACCCCGGCCAUGGCCUCCCGGUCCUUUCGCGUCUCCAUGUCGCGAUGCCUGCGGACGCCCUCGUCACUCCUUCACCACCCCUCCCGCCGGCGGCACCAGUCGAGCUGGGCCGCCACCGUCAGCGCCGCCCAGACCCUCUUCAACAACGCGAAGCCCGACCCCAACGCCCCCAUCGUCGACCCAUUGCGCACUGUGGCGAAGGAGAUGAAGUUCCUCACGGGCAACAUACGGCAGCUGCUGGGCUCCGGCCACCCCGCGCUCGACACGGUGGCCAAGUACUACACGCGGUCCGAGGGCAAAUACGUGCGGCCGAUGCUGGUGCUGCUGAUGUCGCGCGCGACGGCGCUGACGCCCAAGGCGGCGCCCAGCACGCCGCUGCCGCCAAUAAACCGGCCCCUGUCGCCGGAGCAGAUCCUGGUCGACGAGAACCCCUCGGCGCCCGAGUUCACGCCGCUCACCAGCACCAGCGCCAUUGACGGGACGUACGACACCAAGGGCGGCGACGCGGACGUGCUGCCGUCGCAGCGGCGGCUGGCCGAGAUUGUGGAGCUGAUCCACACGGCGUCGCUGCUGCACGACGACGUCAUCGACCACAGCGUGGCGCGGCGGGGGGCGGCGUCGGCCAACAUCGAGUUUGGCAAUAAGAUGGCCGUGCUGGCGGGCGACUUCUUACUGGGGCGGGCGUCGGUGGCGCUGGCGCGCCUGCGCCACCCCGAAGUCACGGAGCUGAUGGCGACCGUCAUUGCGAACCUGAUCGAGGGCGAGUUCAUGCAGCUGAAGAACACGGCGCGCGACGAGGCGAACCCCGUGUGGACCGAUGAAAUCGUCUCGUACUACAUCCAGAAGACGUACCUGAAGUCGGCCAGUCUGAUCUCCAAGUCGUGCCGCUCGGCGGCGGUGCUGGGCGGCUCGUCGCCCGAGGUCAUCGAGGCGGCGUACGCGUACGGCAAGAACCUGGGCUUGGCGUUCCAGCUGGUCGACGACAUGCUCGACUACACGGUCAGCGAGGCGGAGCUGGGCAAGCCGGCGGGCGCGGACCUGGAGCUGGGGCUGGCGACGGCGCCGCUGCUGUUUGCGUGGAAGGACAACGCGGAGCUGGGCGCGCUGGUGGGGCGCAAGUUUGCGGAGCCGGGCGACGUGCAGAGGGCCCGCGCCCUCGUGGCGAGCAGCACUGGCCUCGAGCAGACGCGCGCGCUCGCGCAGCAGUACGUCGACAAUGCCAUCCAGGCCAUAUCCUUCUUCCCGCCCAGCGACGCCAAGGACGGCCUCGUGGAGAUGUGCACCAAGGUCAUGAAGCGCAGGAAGUAAAGCAAAUAAGACUCUUCUCCAUCCGUCCAUACCUCUAGCACUACCGCUACCGCUAUCGUCUAACCACCUCACUCAAACGCUUUGUGCGCCGCGCUGGGAGGAACGGGGAGGUGAUGGAGGAGGAGGAGGAGGGAGGGAGGGAGGAACGAAAAGCACCAAGGCAGUUUUCCUCCUCUUGCACGCACCGCACCCGCACAUAUCCCUAUCGUCUUCCCCCUUGACCUUCUCAUAUCCCCCCUCUCCUCGCUUUUCUUCGCCCUCCUCUCCUGCUCCUGCUCCUGCUCCUCCUCUCCCCCUCCUCCAUCCAUCCAUCCACAUCCACAUCCACGCGUCCUCGCCUCUCUUCUCCUCCUCUCUCCGUCUUCCCUUGCCUCUCUAUACCACGCAUAGUCCAUAUCUGUAUGUACAAUAUCUCUAGAGAAAGAAGAAAGCUCUAGCGGGCGGGCGGGCGGG
This is a messenger RNA of Aplosporella prunicola CBS 121167, 1851 nucleotides long. RefSeq lists its product as uncharacterized. The transcript is spliced from 2 exons. Gene Ontology annotation, biological process: isoprenoid biosynthetic process; ubiquinone biosynthetic process. The coding region runs from base 100 to 1398 and encodes 432 amino acids. The record is from RefSeq and is a predicted model, not a curated record. Gene Ontology annotation, molecular function: prenyltransferase activity. Gene Ontology annotation, cellular component: transferase complex. Lineage: Eukaryota; Fungi; Ascomycota; Dothideomycetes; Botryosphaeriales; Aplosporellaceae.